GACACGCUCGCGUGUGCAUGACAGUUUUCUAAACAGUCCAUUAGGACUUUCCCGUCACUGACGAACGGGCCCGAUAAGCGAAGCGUCCGCGCGGAGCCGCGAUUUUUUAGUUUUUAUAAACGCGCGUAUUAUCGGAAGCGCGCGCGAAACCCGACAAAAGUGAUCGCGAACGCUCUACGAAGCUAAUAAUUUUCUCAAAAUGAAUUUGAGUCGCGUAAAAGUAGUAAUAUAUAUAUAAAAAAAAACUCGAAUCGAUCUCGAUCUACGCGGACGAACGUGUUGAGAGAUUGUAUAUAUCGAUAGAUUAUCAUCGCGUGAACGUGUAUAUCGUCUGUGUGUAAGAGAUUUCCACAUCCGCUCUUCUCUCUCAGAUAAGAUCGUGAUAUCGCGGUGUAAGCGCCCGGUUUAGAGAGACAGACCGAUCGUUUUUAUAGAUCUACGCGAGUUUCCACACGCACUGCGCGCGCGGUCAUUAAUCGCGAGCCGCGAGAUAGUAUUCCAACGACAAUCGUGUGAGACACGCGUUGACGUUGGUCGAUGUGGAAAAAUACUUCUUGUGUGCCAAGCUAUUUACGCCUCUCGAGAUACGCAAGGAUAAGAGCGAAUCGGAUCACGAAUCGACGAAUAGAUCUUGCUUCGCGUCUCAACCUUGUCCUUGGUCGCUUUUCUUUCUUGAAGGAUCAAAGUCGCGACUUUUCUUCUUCGAUGGUCGGUAUUGUUUGCUACUGCGACGGACACUGUCCGGACGGCAGGCAGAAUGGCACAUGCGAACUACGAGCCGGAGGUCAGUGCUUCAGCGCCGUGGAAGAGGUGUGGGACACCGAUUUGGGAGAAUUUGUCCCCGAGUACUCGUACGGUUGUUUACCGCCCGAUGAAGGAGGUUUCAUGCAGUGCAAGGGAAAUCUAGUUCCCCAUCUGCAAGAAAAGAGCAUCACAUGUUGCAAUUCCACGGCAUUGUGCAACAGGGAACAAUUUCCCAAUAUAACGUACAAACCCCGACCUACCGUGUCGCCCAAUGCGAUCAUUAGCGCGUCGGGAGCGCCAUUAAUUAUUUUAAUGGUCCUGUUCGUGGUUUUCAUGAUCAUUCUGAUAAUGGCGGGUUUCAUGUACGUCCGAUAUCGCAGGAAGGAGCGGGGACAGCGUUUGGUGCCGCGCCAGGACACUCUCAAAGCGUUAAUGGAUCAAAGCAGUGGAUCAGGAUCCGGACUGCCGCUCCUGGUGCAGCAGACUAUUGCGAAACAAUUGGCCAUGUCGCAGUGUGUAGGAAAAGGGCGUUACGGCGAGGUAUGGCUCGCGCGAUGGCGAGGCGGAGAAAAGGUCGCGGUGAAAGUCUUCUUCACGUUGGAAGAGAAAUCCUGGUUCCGUGAAACGGAAAUUUAUCAGACGGUGCUUAUGAGGCAUGACAAUAUCCUGGGCUUCAUCGCCGCUGAUAUCAAAGGUACCGGCUCGUGGACGCAGAUGUUGCUGAUCACGGAUUAUCACGAGAGAGGUUCGUUACACGAUUACUUGCAAACAACCAUGUUGGAUCAUCAAGGUCUGCUGGUGAUUUGCUUGUCCAUCGCGUCUGGCAUCGCACACUUGCACACGGAAAUCUUUGGUACGCAGGGAAAACCUGCGAUAGCUCACAGAGACAUCAAAAGCAGAAAUAUCCUAGUUAAAAGGAACGGAGAGUGUGCCAUAGCUGAUUUUGGCUUGGCUGUUCGCUACUUCAGUGACAGCGGAAAGAUCGACAUUGCUCAGAAUCCCCGAGUGGGCACACGGCGUUACAUGGCGCCGGAAGUGUUGGACGAGACACUGAACACAGCUUCCUUCGACGCAUUUAGAAUGGCUGACAUGUAUUCUGUCGGUCUUGUGUUCUGGGAAGCAUGCAGAAGAUGCGUCACGGGUGGCACGAGCUCAAUGGUGGAGCCUUACGCGUUGCCUUAUCACGACGUCGUACCAAGCGAUCCGGAUUUCGAGGACAUGCGCCUGGUAGUCUGCGUGAAACGAUUGCGUCCAGUUAUUCCAACAAGAUGGGAUAACGAUUCGAUUCUGUACGCGUUAAGCAAAAUCAUGUCGGAAUGUUGGCACGUGAAUCCGCUAGUUCGCUUAACUGCUCUUCGCGUUAAAAAGACACUGUCAAAACUGCAUGUCAAUAACAGCAUCGGCGUCAAGAUCGUGUAGGGUCGCUUGAUACAAUGAAAAACAGAACGGACUCUUUUAAAAUUAUACAAAUAACUUCCUUGUAAAUACAUCCUCAUUGUACAUAGAACUGUUGACAGACUGCAACUUGUGAAGACUGAUGAUUAAGAUUUUGUAGAUAAAUAAGAGCGAAUGAGAACGUACGAAUGACGAGGUAUGCAUCAAGGCGUGAAUGACUAAUCGUAAGAGAUGCGAAUCUGUUGUGUAUAUACAUAUUUGAAUUGUGUACACAGAAAUAUUUUUAUAUAUAUAGCGUCUCCUCGAUUUUGCGCAUUGUCUUUUCAUGAGAACGAAAUGUCUUCUUAUCGAAGAAUUUUUUUUCCAAGAAAGGCGCAAGCGUGAGAAAUUUGGAGGUUCUAUAUAUACAAUUUUUUAUAUUUAUAUAAAAUGUGUCGCGCGCGCGUUGAAGCCUUAAUUUCGAUACGUUUUGCCAUGUUAAUGUUAAUUGAAUAUUAUCAACAAAAGCUACUACUUGUAUAUAUAUACAUAGAUAUAUAUAUACUUGUAUAUAUACAUACAUACAUAUAUAUAUAUGUAUAUAUAUG
Pseudomyrmex gracilis is the source of this 2726-nucleotide messenger RNA. It is a transcript of the gene tkv, whose product is annotated as bone morphogenetic protein receptor type-1B. The transcript has 4 exons. Gene Ontology annotation, molecular function: transforming growth factor beta receptor activity, type I; SMAD binding; ATP binding. Gene Ontology annotation, biological process: BMP signaling pathway; dorsal/ventral pattern formation; protein phosphorylation. NCBI's taxonomy places the organism in Eukaryota, Metazoa, Arthropoda, Insecta, Hymenoptera, Formicidae. Bases 538 to 2163 code for a protein of 541 amino acids. The record is from RefSeq and is a predicted model, not a curated record. Gene Ontology annotation, cellular component: signaling receptor complex; plasma membrane.